UAAAAGUUUCAAGAUUAUUCUAUCUCCAACUUGCUCCAAUUUCUUACUACUAGUAUAUAUACAUAUGCUCGUCUUCAUUCACCAUCAUAAGCAUCCUAAGUCCUCAUUCGAUUUCAAACUCGAAAAGAGCUUACUGAUAGCAAAAAAAUUGUUUAACAAGGUCCAAAUUUUUACAAGAAAUGGAAGGAGCAGAUGCAUUCAGAUCCUUAAAGUGUAUGCUAGGGGAUCAUGUCCUUAAAAUUGAGUCGUCGAUAAAUGAUCAAAACAAACUUGUGAAGUUAUUACCAGCACCAUCUAGCCGUAUUGCAGAUGGGUAUAACUCGAAAAAUAUGAUGCAGAGUAAAAAAGAAUCAGUUAUCAGCACAAUGAACAAGCUCGCAAAAGGGAAGCUGAGUUUAGGAGCAAAUAUUCUGCAAGUAGGUGGGGUGGAAAAAGUAUUCAGAAGAAUAUUUACUGUCAAUGAAGGAGAAAAGCUUCUGAAGGCUUCUCAGUGCUGUUUGUUCACCACAGCCGGAGCUCUUACAGGCCGCCUUUUCAUCUCCACGGAAAAUCUGGCUUUCUGCAGCGACAAAGCCAUUGCCAAGUAUUCUUCUCCUUCAGGGAAAACUUGCAGAUAUCAUUACAAGGUUGUAAUUCCUCUAAGAAAUUUCAAGCAAGCCAACCAAAGUGAAAAUGUGAAGAGGCCAUCGAAAAAGUACCUACAAGUUGUGACCAAUGAUGAGUAUGAGUUCUGGUUCGCGGGAUUCCUGAAUUACAAGAAAACUUUCAAAAGCCUACAGCAAGCAAUUUCCGGGACUCUAUGAGCCUUAAUUAGAUGAGAUCGAGUGAAUGAAAGUUUGACAUGGAUCAGUAGGAAAACCAUUUAUUUUUCCACAAUGAUCAAUCAGGCUAGCUUUCUGUAGAUAUAUAUGUAUACAAGAGUAGCUUUGUAAAUGCUGUUUAGGAUUACUGAAACAUUUUAUCUUCAGUAAAUGAACCUGUCCAUGCAGCAGUAUUAAGUAGACAAACAUUGUAUAACUCAAAUUUCAGAAACAGGAUGGUUUAAACUUUAAACCAUCUCUGAUUUGAUGAAUGUUCGAAUAAAUGAUUAUGAUUUGUGAUUUGAUAUGGUUAUCUUUAGGCCUUACACAGACGUAAUA
Molecule: messenger RNA, 1139 nt
Organism: Chenopodium quinoa (quinoa)
Lineage: Eukaryota; Viridiplantae; Streptophyta; Magnoliopsida; Caryophyllales; Amaranthaceae
Product: GEM-like protein 4
Exons: 3
Coding region: 180-803 (207 amino acids)
Source: RefSeq, a predicted model, not a curated record